AUGACCACGGGUACAGACGUCCUGCCAUCGAAAUCUUCUCAGGAUCAGCCUGACUUUGACUUUGAGGGAGAUGACGAUUUUACUGCUGGAUUUGGAGAGCAGGCUACCCGUCCAGGACUGUUGGAUAAUAUUGGCAAACCAGAUAAUGACCCAGUUGCUACCCCUUUCGAGGAAGCAAAGACACCGGAUGAACCUGCGAAACCUUCAGGAUUUAGAAGAUGUCAGACUGAUGCAGGGCCUAGCCGUGCUCGCAGGCACUUGAAGUCGACUGUGUCCAAAGAGGAGGAGAAGGAGAAAAAGUCCCCCGAUGUUGCUCCCGAUGAGGAGAAUGCCGACACCGAAAUUCCACCCGUUCGUGGUGUCUCUCGGCAGCGUACACCUCGGUCUGAGCGUGUGGCUGCAAGAGGUGGAGACCGAGGCCUAUCGCCGGCUGGAAAUCCCCUUCGUCGAACAGCAACUUCAGGGGGUGAACGACCCAGGCAACGAUUGGGUUUAGGUCUGAAACGAACUACAUCUCUAUCCCCUGGUCCUGCCCCAAGACAUCGAAGGGAACCCAAAGACCUGUCAGAGCUAGAAAAGGAAAUUUUAGAAUCAACAUCACCGGCUGGACAUCCUCUUCGUCAAACAGCAACAUCAGGGGGUGAACAUCGACCCGGCCAACGAUUGGGUCUGAAACGAUCUAUAUCCCUAUCCCCUGAUGCUUCCCCAAGACAUCGAAGGGAACCCAAAGACCUGUCAGAGCUAGAAAAGGAAUUUGUAGAAUCAACAUCGCCGGCUGGGCAUCCUCUUCGUCAAAAAGCAACAUCAGGGGGUGAACAUGGACCCGGGCAACGAUUGGGUCUGAAACGAUCUAUAUCCCUAUCCCCUGAUGCUUCCCCAAGACAUCGAAGGGAUCCCAAAGACCUAUCAAGGCUGGGCAAGGAUGUUGCCGAAUCCAGCAACAAUCCACAAAACAGAGCGGCAACUUCUAGUCAAAGUGUGGCUAGUGCUCCCGGUGAAAAGUGCCACAUUCAGAAGAAAGGGUCUAGCAUGGCUCAAUCAGAAAGGCAUAGCACUUCUUGGAGUAGACGCACUGACCAUGGCGACAAAUUGCCACAUGAAAAGGAACACAAAGAGGAAGACAACCAGCCACUGACAAAAGGCAGCAGACGGGGUGUUUCCCCCCGGCCGAUGGGGCACCGCGCUGCCAGCAGCAGAGCAGCGGUAUCUCCGAGACACAGGGAUGACUCUACCAGAAUACCGAAAUCAUCUGAACAAGAUGAUUGUAGCGAUAGUGACGAGCCAGAGGCACCAAAGAAACGGUGCAGCAAGGGGCGUGAACAUAGCAGGCGAGCAGAUAAACAUGGUCAUGGUGAGCACGAGCUAAAGAGAAGGACCAGCAAAGAAGACAGGCACAGUGGAGGAGACAGGCACUCAAAGCCCAGGCGCACUGAAAACGACCAAGCCACGAAACGUGUGUCCUCUGACGCGGAAUUCGAAAAAUCGGGAGGUGAUCUGUCCGUGGAUGAAACAAUGAGAAAAAGAUCGAGCCACGGCAAGGAUGAAACAAUGAGAAAGAGGUCUAGCCGCGGCAAUGAUGAAAUAAGGAAAAAGAGGUCUGGUCAUGGCCAUGGCAAGUCGGGUUCAGACAGGCACCUAAGCUCAAAACCCACGUCUCGGAGCAACCAUGGUGAGAGAUCCAGGUCUCCCAGGCGCACUGGUAGCGACCAUGCCAAAAAACACGUGUCCUCUGAAACGGAAUUGGAUGAUUCUGAAGGUGAUCUUUUAGAAGAUGACACAGUGAAAAAGAGGUCUAGCCACAGCAAAGGCAGGUCGAAACGAUCUACCGCGAGGGCUCCAUCUCCAGCCAGAGCUAGAGAAUCAAUGUCCAAAUCGGAGAGGCGACCUGCAAGGGAUGCAUCCCCGACUAGACAUAGCGAUCCGAUGUCAAAAUCAGAAAGGCGCUCUCCUUCCAGGCAUUCCUCUCCAUCCAAGGCUAGAAACUCUUUGUCAAAAUCGGAGAGACCAGUUUCGACCAGGGCUUCAUCCCCAGAAACAGCAGAAGAUUUCACCAUCACGAUGAAAUGGGAGCGGAAUACACCAAGUCGCUCAAAUUCGCAAAAAUCCAGCGAUGAAAAGACUCAUAGGAAAGGUGCAAAGGCAAUCGAUCAUGAAAUGGCACAGUCCAAGCAUGACCACCCGGAGGGACACAAAAAAGCAGACUGCGGAAAGAGCCGAGAAGAAAAAGUCAGCGGCUCUCCAGGAAGGUCUUUGAAGUUCAGCAGAGAUCAUAGCAAGCGCUCGAUGUCUCCGACGCGGGGAGCCACCAGCAGGGAAGUUGUUUCGCACAAAGUUUCGGAAGAGGGAGAAAAAGCCGUACGACGCACUCCCGGUCGUACCAUAUCCCUGAAAUCGAGCAGAGAUCGCAGUCACAGAUCAACAUCAUCCAGGCGACUGCCUUCCGGUAGCGACCAUGGAGUUUUGACUUCUUCAUCCAUGCCUAGACGAGGCCUUUUGAAGGCAGCUUCCAGCCACAAAGGGCGUUCCCUGUCGCCGCAUCGAAUUUGCCGCCCACCCCAAAGGAACAUUUCGGACAAAUCCGAUGGCACCUCCGAUAGUACCAGUACCGGUAUGCGAAGGUCCCCUUCUGGCGGCGACAUGAAAAGGUCCCAAUCUAGCGGUGACAUGAAAAGGUCCUCUUCUGGUGGUCACAUUUCGCGAAGUCAAGGCCGCUCGGUCUCCCCCAAACGAAUGGCUCGAGGCCACUCUAGACGAGACAAGGGUGACCGAGAUGCCGCCGAUGACAGCCCCUCUCGAUCGCUCCGGCGAAGCCCGACUCGGGAGGGUCCACGUCGUAGGAACCCAGCCGAUAUUCAACGGAACCAGAUAAUGAGAGGUUUGCAGGUUCAAGCCCAGUUGGAAGAUGAAACAGAAGAGGAUUCGAACCAAUUUUCAGCUCACUUUGGUGAUUUCGAGGGACAGGAUGGGUUGGAUGCCAGCACAUGGCACCCUGGCUCAAACAAAAAUGAAAGCAAACCCAACAAAUCACUUUCACAUCAUGCUGGAUCAGCAGCGGGAAGGGCAGCAAUGGCUUUUUCAAACGUGUUGAAUUCAUCCAUUAGUGCUGCUGCUGUGAAAGUUUUGGAUGGUCUAUCAGGGUCCUCUCAGCAUGGUGCAUCUUCGGAACAUGACGCAACUAAGAAGGAUCGAAAGUUUCGUACAUCUGUCUUUGGAGGCAAGAGUGGAAAGACGAUUCAAGGACCAACGCUGCUUGGAGAGCGUGACGACCUUUCUGAAUCUUCUGACGAGUUUGCAUAG
Messenger RNA from Seminavis robusta, 3297 nucleotides. NCBI's taxonomy places the organism in Eukaryota, Bacillariophyta, Bacillariophyceae, Naviculales, Naviculaceae. The record is from the annotation of a GenBank genome assembly.